Messenger RNA from Vigna unguiculata (cowpea), 1288 nucleotides. Its product is annotated as glutathione S-transferase-like. Gene Ontology annotation, cellular component: cytoplasm. Gene Ontology annotation, molecular function: glutathione transferase activity; glutathione binding. Gene Ontology annotation, biological process: glutathione metabolic process. The record is from RefSeq and is a predicted model, not a curated record. NCBI's taxonomy places the organism in Eukaryota, Viridiplantae, Streptophyta, Magnoliopsida, Fabales, Fabaceae.
GAAAAUAAAACAUUGACUAUAGUGUAUUAGGAAGUGUGGAUGAGAUAGGAUAAGAGUGAAGAAAGAUAAAGCAAAGCUGCACAAGUAACUGUUCCUUCCUUCCUUUCUUUCUUCCUUCAAGCAAAGCAAGACAUGGCAGCGCCGACAGUGAAAGUGUACGGUCCACCCAUGUCCACUGCCGUGUCCAGAGUCUUGGCCUGUCUGUUGGAGAAAGACGUUCCGUUCCAACUCAUUCCCGUUAACAUGUCCAAAGGGGAACACAGGACCCCUCACUUUCUCAAGCUUCACCCUUUCGGACAAGUACCUGCAUUUCAAGACGCCGACGACAUUUCCCUCUUCGAGUCCAGAGCGAUAUGCCGCUACGUAUGCGAGAAAUACGGCGACAGAGGGAACAAGGAUCUCUACGGAAGCAACCCUCUGGCGAAGGCCUCCAUAGAUCAAUGGGUGGAGGCAGAAGGUCAGAACUUCAACCCACCUUCUUCCACUCUGGUCUUCCAGCUGGCAUUCGCGCCCAGAAUGAAGAUCAAGCAGGACGAGGGUGUGAUCAAGCAGAGCAAAGAAAAGCUGGCGAAGGUGCUGGAUGUGUACGAGAAGAGGCUCGGAGAGAACCGGUUCUUGGCGGGGGAUGAGUUCUCCCUCGCCGAUCUUUCACAUCUCCCGAACACCCAGUACCUGCUCGCCGCCCCCGACGCUGCUCCUCUCUUCAGUUCUCCCAACGUCGCCAGGUGGUGGGACGAGAUCUCCUCCCGCGACUCCUGGAAGAAAGUCGUGGACUUGCAGCGAGGUGCCUGAGUUUGCUUCCUGUGUUUGAAAAUUUAAGUUCGUUUUUGUUAAGAUUAAGGUAGAUCUGGAUUUGGAUGGUUGGUUUUACUUUUAGCGGUGUUGUUUUCUGACAUUGUAAUCUGAAGUGAGAACUCCGAUGGUAGUUGUGUAAUUUUGAAGGGUUUGGAUAGGGAAAACGGAAGUGGGUAGGUUUUGACUUCACGAGAAGUAAAGUCAAACAUAAACAUAAUGUUUGGAGGUGGCCAUCUCUAUCGAAAUAAUACCGAAAUGUUGACAUUUCCAACUUCCAAGUUCAUCGUCACUUCAAUUUUCUCGUGUUCUGCCACUCCCAACUACCCAUAGAUAACAACAACAGAGGAAAUGUCUGGGAAAUUUACAAAUGUGGAAAUGUCUCCUGUGCGGAGGAAAUCACUACUACUUCCCGUCAAUUCUAAUCUUUAAAAGGAAAUUCAAUUUAUUAAUAUUUUAUAUAAUAUUUUAGGAUCUCUAGGAUACUGUUUCUUUA